This is a messenger RNA of Saccostrea echinata, 1964 nucleotides long. Its product is annotated as elongation factor 1-alpha 1-like. Gene Ontology annotation, molecular function: GTP binding; GTPase activity. The transcript is spliced from 7 exons. The record is from RefSeq and is a predicted model, not a curated record. Lineage: Eukaryota; Metazoa; Mollusca; Bivalvia; Ostreida; Ostreidae. The coding region runs from base 12 to 1964 and encodes 650 amino acids. Gene Ontology annotation, biological process: translation.
AUGUCGAUAAAAUGAUGAAAUCAGGGUCUUCUGCCGUCGUACCUACAGGCAUGAAUAGCAAUGCCAUAAACAACAAAGCAAGAGUUAAAAAUUUCGACGCCAAGGCAAACAGGAAAACAAGAAGUUCUGACGGGUUCCAAGAAAUACAGUUUGAGGCCUGCUCCAGCGGCCGGUCACGGUCACCCUCUGUGAGAACUGACAACAGCAUUUUUCCUUCCCGCCCACCCUCUGCAUCCACCGAAAUGUCACCUAGGUUGCCGUCAUCCCUCGCAAACCGAUCUGAAAAUAAAACACCUUUUUUGAACCUCGCUAUGAUUGGACCUGUGGAUUCCGGAAAGUCUUCACUGACUGGGCGGUUACUUUACAACUGUGGCGUUGUUGAUGAAGUAACCCUUACAAAAUCAUCAAACGACGCCACUAUUGCUGGGAAACCAUCACUAAAAUUUGCCUGGUUAAUGGACAAACUGAAAGUAGAGAGAGACAGAAACCAUUCUAUAGAUAGCAAGAGUCGGCGGAUGGAAACAUCACUCUAUAAUAUGGUUGUCAUCGACUGUCCUGGACACCGGAACUAUAUUCACAACAUGAUUACUGGGAUAUCACAGUCAGAUGUCGUUGUCUUAGUUGUUCCUGCUCCAAAGAAAGAAUUCGAGCUUUCAAUCACAAAAACUGGACAACUAAGAGAAUACCUCAACAUUGCAUACUCCAUGGGUGUCAAGAAACUCAUUGUUGCUGUUAACAAAAUGGACGCAACAUCGCCACCCUAUUCACAGAUAGAAUAUAAUUCAUGUAUUCACCUCGUGCAACGUGUUGCGCAAAAGGUUGGCUACAACCCCAAUAAAGUCAUAUUUGUUCCCGUGUCCGCCAUUAAAGGUGACAACAUAACAACACCAACAACAAAUAUGUCGUGGUACGACAACUGGGAGACACUCAGCAGGCCAGGAAAUCACGUAACCGGUGUGACGUUAUUGGACGCUUUACACAAGGCACAACAACCAACGCGUAUGAAUAGCAAGGCACUGCGUGUCCCAAUACAUACAGUAUACAAGUUAGGGACUAUAGGUAUUGUGGCAGCUGGUAGAGUUCAUGCUGGAUCUGUCAGGCCACAAAUGGAGCUCAGUUUUGCGCCAUCCCACAGAAAGUGUUCGGCCCGUGCAAUACAGAUAUUUGGAGAGGUAACCAAUGAGGGACGAGCGGGAGACAAUGUGGGUAUUCAGUUUGAGGGACUGACUACAAACAAGGUUAAGAGGGGGUAUGUGUGUGGAAACCUUUAUGAUGACCCUCCCCGCGAAGCCAAACAAAUCACUGCACAGAUACGCAUAUUGCACCAUCCAGGGAACAUUAAGAAAGGUUAUUCGCCUUUGCUCCACUGUCACACCGCUAUGACUGCUUGUACCAUCACCAACAUCAUAGAACGGACAGAUGAUCGAACAGGAAUGACAGCUGAAGACUUCCCGACAUCCCUGUCGACCGGAAACGUUGGUCUGGUGGAAAUGAUUCUACUCAAACCAAUCUGUGUAGAAACGUUCUUUGAUUAUCCAUCAUUGGGGAGAAUCAUUUUACGCGAUUUGAAGCAGACGAUAGCGGUCGGGGUCGUUGUCAAGGUCACUAAAAGCAAUAUAAAAGAUAUGAAAAGUUUAUUGAAAACGCAAGCUGAAGAGAAAGCGGCAGAUGAAACAGAAAUAGAUGAACUAAAAAAUAAAUCAGAGGGUUACGAUUCACUUAUGUCCUUAUCAAAUAACAUGAAAAACAAGGAUACAAUUGAUUGUAUACACAGUAAUGUGAAAAGUGAAUGUAGUCUUAAUACCCCUGCUAGUACAGACAAAGUAGAAUCGGUGCUUGAAAGUCAAGAGCAGGGAAAAUCUGGUACCGAAGACGAUAUAACAAAUGGAAAGCAUACACUGAAGCUGAGUAUUGAUGUAGCAGGAACAAUGAACGACAGUGGAUGUAUGGAGGAAGAUGUAUAG